Messenger RNA from Cynara cardunculus var. scolymus (artichoke), 375 nucleotides. RefSeq lists its product as uncharacterized. Bases 1 to 375 code for a protein of 124 amino acids. The transcript has a single exon. NCBI's taxonomy places the organism in Eukaryota, Viridiplantae, Streptophyta, Magnoliopsida, Asterales, Asteraceae. The record is from RefSeq and is a predicted model, not a curated record.
AUGUCCACAAAUGCUUGGGAAGAUACUUGGAGUGAACAGGGUCCCCUUAUCCAGUUGCUUUCGUAUAGGUUCAUCAAUGGCAAUGGGUUUCAUAAUAACUCUACAGUUUAUGAUCUCAUGCAACGAUUUGGUAAUGAGUGGCCGGAUGAAUGGGUACAACAAUUUCCCCAGUUGCAGCAUAUUAUGAUCCCAUCUCCUAGUCUUGAAGAAGAUACGAUUAGGUGGCUUGAACCUAACAAGAAUCGGCAGCUUUUUGAGGUGAAGGUGGUGUGGCAUACUUUGCAAGAAGUGGGUCAGGUUGUGCAUUGGCAUAAGGUGGUUUGGAAUAAAGCAUAUAUACCUAAACAUGCUCUCUGCAUGUGGAUGGCUUGUUAG